Messenger RNA from Hippopotamus amphibius kiboko, 913 nucleotides. RefSeq names its product cytochrome c oxidase subunit 5A, mitochondrial. Gene Ontology annotation, cellular component: mitochondrial inner membrane. The record is from RefSeq and is a predicted model, not a curated record. Bases 351 to 737 code for a protein of 128 amino acids. Lineage: Eukaryota; Metazoa; Chordata; Mammalia; Artiodactyla; Hippopotamidae. Gene Ontology annotation, biological process: mitochondrial electron transport, cytochrome c to oxygen. The transcript is spliced from 5 exons.
CCGCCUGCCACUGUCCGCUCCCGCGUGUCCUUGCGGUGACCUGGGCCCCCGCCGCCACGCGAGGGCAGGCUCGCCCAGAGGCCUAGCUGCUGCCCCGCGGGGCCGGUGGCCGAACCUGGUGACCGCUGGCCGUUCUCGCCGCCUCCUCGAGCUGUGGAGGACUCGAGGGCGCGCCCCCGGGGCCUCGCUCGACGCGACUUCCUGGUGCGGGCACCGCGGACCGGUCAAGUGUGGACCUGCUGUGGGCACCAAGGAGGGGGCGCAGCGCACCUCCCGCGCCCACCGGAACCCUCCGGUGCCCGGGCCGUCCACCGUGCCCCGGCGCCGACCCCGCGGCCACCUGACUGGGAAUGGCCACCGGCGGCCUGCAGCGCUUCGGCGAAGCUAUCCAGUCAAUUCGCUGCUACUCCCAUGGGUCACAUGAGACAGAUGAGGAGUUUGAUGCUCGCUGGGUGACAUACUUCAAUAAGCCAGAUAUUGAUGCUUGGGAAUUGCGUAAAGGGAUGAACACGCUUGUUGGCUAUGAUCUGGUUCCAGAACCCAAAAUCAUUGAUGCUGCUUUGCGGGCAUGCAGACGCUUAAAUGAUUUUGCUAGUGCAGUUCGCAUCCUAGAGGUUGUUAAGGACAAAGCAGGACCUCAUAAGGAAAUCUACCCCUAUGUCAUCCAGGAACUUAGACCAACUUUGAAUGAACUGGGAAUCUCCACUCCAGAGGAACUGGGCCUUGACAAAGUAUAAACCCCAUAGAUGGGCUUCCCAAGGAUUUAUUGAUAAUGCUACUUGAUUGUAAACAAACACCUGGAAAUACUGAUGAUAACAUAUUACCUUAUUUGAACAAGUUUUCCUUUGUGGAGUACCAAACUAUGUAAAUGUAACUUGGACUUUAAUAAAAGGGAAAUGAGUUUGAACUGAAA